AUGGAUGCCUCCACGUCCAUCUCCUUGCUUCAAGCAGAGUACGAUUAUGUGGUCAUCGGCGGAGGUACAGCAGGUUUGGUCGUGGCAUCUCGUUUGUCUGAGAAUGAUCACGUCAAGGUAAUUGUCUUGGAAGCAGGCAAUAACCACCUCACAGACCCAAGGAUCAAUAUACCAGCGGGGUGGUCUGCGGUCUUGGGCUCUGAGGUCGACUGGGCUUUCCAAACGUCAGCGCAGGAACAUUUGGGUGGCAGAGUCCUUCGCCAUCCCCAGGGUCGAGUACUCGGAGGAUCAAGCGCAAUCAACGCUGAAGCCUUUAUCGCUCCAUCCAGCACUGACCUUGAAGCAUGGGAGCACCUCGGGAAUCCAGGCUGGAACUGGCAGGUGAUGAUGCCUUACUAUCGAAAGUGUUACACUCUCACUGCCCCGGACUCAGAGGUCUCUGAGCACCUUGGAAUUGACUGGAUCGACGAGGACGUUCGUGGACUUUCAGGUCCCAUUCAAGCUUCGUUUCAAGGCGCAAUUCAGGAUCCGUUAUCGAAAGCCUGGGUGCAGACCUUCAAAGGACUACAGCAUGGCCUUAAACGUGAUCCCUUUGCUGGUGAGGCUAUGGGUGGCUACAGUAGUCCCAUAACCGUUGACCCAGAGUCCAAGACCCGAAGCUACGCAGCCAACACUUACUAUGCUUCCGCCUCCCACCGGCCAAAUCUCACCGUACUGACUGGAGUCUCGGUGAAGAACAUCAUUCUGGACACGGGAAAUGGCCCGGUCACAGCGACAGGUGUCCAUGUGAGCGUAAAUGACCUAGAACACAUCGUGAAUGCUAGCAAAGAAGUGAUCCUCGCUGCUGGUGCUUUUCAAACACCGAAGCUCCUCGAGCUCUCGGGCAUAGGGGACAGAGAACUGCUAGAAACUCACGGUAUCCACGUUGUUAUUGACAACCCUAAUGUUGGAGAGAACCUCCAGGAUCACCUUAUGACAGGUAUCAGCUAUGAAGUGAUGGAUGGCAUUUUCACUGGGGACGGUCUAAUGCGUCAAGAGCCAGAGAUAACGCAAAUGGCCAUGCAGAUGUACACCACUGCAAAGGCCGGGCCUUUGUGUGCCGGUGGGAUAGGUUCAUACGCAUUCAUGCCACUUCUAAACUCUUUGGAUGGCGACAAAACGGCCGACCUUGAGCGCUUGCUGCUUGACUGCAAGUCACAAGACCCUAAAGAUGCCAUUCAUUUUGAGUUUGUGCGCUCAAUACUUGAGAGCGACAAGAAGGCAUCUGCUUCCAUGUUCAUGUUCCCUGCGCAGGUCAACCUUCACAACAGCCCUUCCGCGAAAAAUUUCACCCAGGACCUCGCCCCGGGAAACUACGUCAGUCUUGGUGUUGCCUUGCUACAUCCCCUUUCUCGCGGAAGCGUCCACAUCACGUCCGCCCACGCGUCUCAGGAGCCCCACAUUGACCCUAAGUACCUAUCUCAUGCGCUUGAUGUUGAGAUUUUCGCAACUCAUCUUAGAUUUCUGGAGCGGCUAGCCCAAUCUGAGCCACUUGCUUCGUUGCUCAAGCCUGAUGGAAGGCGAAACCAUCCGACGGCCUUCAUCAGGGAUAUGAAUGGUGCAAGGGACUACGUUAGACAGUCGGCCAUCUCUAACAACCAUUCAGCUUGUACCUGUGCCAUGAAGCCGAGGGAGAAAGGAGGGGUUGUCAAUGAGCGUCUGGUAGUACACGGUACUGCAAAUUUGAGAGUUGUAGACGCGAGCAUCAUGCCUACAAUCCCAGGGGGAAAUAUCCAAUCGAGCGUAUACGCCGUCGCAGAACGCGCAGCAGACUUGAUCAAAGAAGACGCCAGAUGA
This is a messenger RNA of Letharia columbiana, 1836 nucleotides long. RefSeq lists its product as uncharacterized. The coding region runs from base 1 to 1836 and encodes 611 amino acids. The record is from RefSeq and is a predicted model, not a curated record. Lineage: Eukaryota; Fungi; Ascomycota; Lecanoromycetes; Lecanorales; Parmeliaceae. The transcript is spliced from 2 exons. Gene Ontology annotation, molecular function: flavin adenine dinucleotide binding; oxidoreductase activity, acting on CH-OH group of donors.